AUGGACUACGAAUCGGCCGCCCAGUUGAACGACGACGCUGUCGCUCAACUGCUGCCUCAGUUCAAUGAUGCUGGACCGACUACUGCACCCAAGGAUCCUCCCCAGGAAGAGGAUUCUUUGUCCGAAUACGCAUUGGCCCAACAGGCUUUGGCUUCGCACGCUCUUUUCGGAAAUGCCUCCGCAGAUAAUAGUCGAGUCGAAGAUCCGGUUGAAAACGACUUAUCCCAAGACGCCGUACCUGAGAACACUGUGGCUGAGAGCGUUUCAAUAAUAAUGGAAAUCCCUGAGGCUGAUGAUCCUGUGCGAUCAACUACUCGCCGCCGAGCAGCUCGAGCAACUACAGUCGAAAAGGUUGACCACAUACCUCAGACCUUGCAGUUACCUCAAAUCGAAGUUCCUUCCCUCGCCGACAGCAACGAAUACGAGUUCCUUCCUGGGCACUUUGAAGUUCACUGUGUGAUCAGUGAAACGGACCCUGUCAACGAGAUUUACAAAGUCAAGCUACGGAGUGGAGAGAUCGACACGGUAUCAUCGACUCAGCUCGAAUCCCUAACCAACGGACAAGAAGCCUUGAUCCAUUUCCAACUGGAUGGACCGCGCAACCUAUCCACGGAAGACGACUCCUCAUCUGACUUGCAACCACGAAGAAGGGGUCGCCGUUUAACUCGACCCCAGUACGCCGAAUUUGCCUCUACUGAAGACGAUUCCUCUUCUGAAGCGCAGCCUCGACGAAGGGGUCGCCGCUCUACUCGACUUAAACAGACCACAUUUACAGACUAUUUUGACAACGACAGCGACAGGAUGAGUCGCACCCGUGAUUCGAGCGAUGACAUUAUCGUGUCGUCGAGGAAAACCGGCAGGAAGCGUCAAUUGCGAAGAGGCCGCCGUGCCAUAAACUUGGAAGAAGGCUCAGAUGCCGACAAUGAUUUUGUCUCCGCCAAGGGAACUCGGUUUUCGACUCGGACGCGCAAGAGCGCGCGGGAGAAUCUUCGUGACCGAUUCGAAGAUGACAUUUCCGAGCAUGAAGAAAGCUCGAGAAAGCAGAAAUUCUUCGGUGCUAGGGAAGUCUUCUAUUCGGUUCCAUCAGAUGAUCCCUUCCGACUCAAACAUCGGGACUCGUGCGAUGCUUGCCGUGAGACUGAAGAUGACAACGACAAAGGCCCUCUCGUAUUUUGCCAAGGAUGCACCAGUGCCUAUCACCAUUCUUGUCUCGGUCCCAGGGCAACGCGGGAACAUCUGGUCACCAAAGUAUCAGAAACCCUUUUUCUCCUGCAAUGUCGCCGCUGUCUGGGCGUGGCUCGCUCAAAAGAUUCUAUUAAUCCUCAUCUUGGCUGCUGUACCUCGUGCAAUGUCAAAGGGAACAUGGCCGAGCCACUGAGGGAACGCUUGUCGCCCAAGCAGGAGCAGGAGCUUCGCCAGCAGAAUGAUGGGAAAGAUCCAGCUACUUCUGUAGACGAAGCCCGCGUGAACAACGUUGAUAAUAUACUCUUUCGCUGCAUUUCUUGCCAGCGGGCAUUUCACUUCGAACACCUGUCGUCGUCCGACGAAAUGUGUCAGGACUGUGUCUCGGUUCCCAGGGAGGUCGGUGCCAUGGUCGCCUGGAGGCCCAAGGAUCCGAAGAAUCUUAUACCAGGUUACACGGCAACUGUCCUGGAGGAAUCGGAUAAGGAUUACCUGAUUAAAUGGAAAAGUCAGCCCUAUAGUCAGUCCACCUGGAUGGAUGGGACCUGGGUCUGGGGUGUCGCGAGUCACACUAUGCGUCACGCAUUCCUCAAAUCCGACAAAUGCUUGACCCCCCAUAUGACGGUCGAGGAGGCCAUUCCUGAGGAUUAUAUGCGCAUUGAUAUUGUUUUUGAAGUGCAAUUCUCCGGUAAUAACCCACGUGAUCGGACUGAAGAGGUGGACAUGGCCCGAGUGGAUCAGGUAUCGAAGGUCUACGUGAAAUACAAAGGCCUGCCUUACGAGGAAACAGUCUGGGAUUCACCUCCGGAUAGAAGUCAAACCGAACGAUGGGAUGAUUUCAUCGCGGCUUACAAAGACUGGGUGCGCCGUGAUUACGUCCAUACCCCCGACACGCAAUCUCUUAACAAGCACCUUGCUCAUGUUCGAAAGCAAGACUUCAAAACUAGCGUCGUGAGAGAAACUCAGCCAGAGAUCAUGACCGGAGGAGAGAUAAUGGAUUACCAGAAAGACGGGAUGAAUUGGUUGUAUUACAUGUGGUUUAAACAGCAGAAUGCCAUUCUUGCCGAUGAAAUGGGCCUUGGAAAAACCAUCCAGGUCAUUGCCUUAUUUGCAACCCUCAUACAGGAUCACAAAUGCUGGCCCUUCUUGGUUAUCGUGCCUAAUUCUACCUGUCCGAACUGGCGGAAGGAGCUCAAAACAUGGGUACCCUCUAUUCGAGCAGUGACUUACUACGGAUCCGCAUAUUCGCGACAGCUUGCUCAGACGCAUGAAAUGUUUGGUAGCACUGACAAGCGUGAUCUCAGAUGCCAUGUCGUUAUAACGUCUUAUGAUGCCAUGACCGAUGAUGCAUCUCGAAAGGUCCUUUCUAGGAUCCCCUGGGGUGGAUUGAUUGUAGACGAGGGCCAGCGAUUGAAGAACGACAAGAGUCAACUUUACGACUCUUUAUCGCGAAUCUCAUUUCCUUUCAAAAUCCUUCUUACCGGCACUCCCCUUCAGAACAACAUUCGAGAAUUGUUCAACCUUUUGCAAUUCCUCGAUCCUACUCAAAAUGCCGAAAGGCUGGAAGAGGAAUUUGGUGUUCUUUCGAAGGAGAACAUUCCCCAGCUACAUGACAUGAUCCGUCCAUUCUUCCUCCGAAGAACGAAAGCGCAGGUGCUCACCUUUCUUCCGCCAGUCGCCCAAAUCAUUGUCCCAGUGUCAAUGACGGUGGUUCAGAAGAAAUUAUACAAAUCCAUUCUUGCCAAGGACCCAAAGUUGAUCAAAACAAUCUUUCAACGAGAGGACGAAGACCAGUCGACCAAACAAACAGAGCGUCACAACCUGAACAACAUUCUCAUGCAGCUGCGGAAAUGCCUGUGUCACCCCUUCAUUUACAGCAAAGCAAUUGAGGAGCGUAGUGCGAAUGCGGAGGCGGCUCACCGGCAUUUGGUGGACGCGGCCGGAAAGCUUCAGCUAUUGGAAUUGAUGCUGCCCAAGCUUCAAAAGCGUGGCCAUAGAGUUUUGAUUUUCAGCCAGUUUCUGGACAAUUUGGACCUUGUGGAUGAUUUCCUAGACGGAAUUGGGCUCUCGCAUCGUCGUCUCGAUGGCCGAAUGUCGUCUCUUGAGAAACAAAAGGUCAUCGAUGAGUACAAUGCGGAGAAUUCGCCCUAUUUUGCUUUCCUUUUGUCGACCAGAUCGGGAGGCGUGGGAAUCAACCUGGCCACGGCUGACACCGUUAUUAUCAUGGAUCCCGAUUUCAACCCUCACCAAGAUAUGCAGGCACUGUCUCGCGCGCACCGUAUUGGCCAGAAGAACAAGGUGCUUGUCUUUCAGUUAAUGACUCGGGGAAGUGCCGAGGAGAAGAUCAUGCAGAUUGGCAAGAGCAAGAUGGUUUUGGAUCACGUUCUCAUCGACCGGAUGGAUGCUGAGAACGACGAUGGCCGCGAUUUAGAGGCCAUUCUUCGGCACGGAGCCCAGGCACUGUUUGAAGAUGACGACUCGCGAGAUAUUCAUUAUGAUUCGGAGUCUGUGGACAAACUUCUUGAUCGCAGUCAAGUGGAGCAAGAGCGCCCUCGAUCGCCCAACGAAGAAGGCAAGACCGCCGAGUCGCAAUUCGGUUUUGCUCGAGUCUGGGCAAAUGAAUCCAACGAGCUCAGCGACCAAUUACAGGAUACUGAUGAACCCCUACCUAACGCGACUAUCUGGGAGAAAAUCCUGCAGGAGCGGGAAGAAGCAGCCGCCGAAGAAGCUCGACGUAAAACUGAAACCCUUGGCCGAGGCAAGAGAAAACGAACCACCGUCGAUUACGGUAACGAAGUGAACGAGGCGAACGAGGCGACCGAACUUUCUCCCGUCAAGGUGCGGCGCGUGCGCGAUGCUGACAGCGACAAAGAAUUUGUUGCCGGAGACGACCCUGUAGAAUCGGAAGCUGAUUCCGCCCCCGAGAUGGACUCGGACAGCUUAGAGCGGGAGGUUGUCGUUUCUAAAGUGAAACCCUUCAAACGCGUGUCUCCCACAGACGUUGCGCCCCCCGCAGUACCACCAGCGCUGGAUGGCCAUAUGGACAACCGCCUUUUGUGUCUAGCCUGCAACCAAAUCCACCCGGUUGGCCACUGUCGUUUGAAAUUGGCCGGAGUCGAGCACUGCGGGCUUUGCGGGCUGGCUCAUUUCGGACAUGCGCGCACCUGUCCUCACAUCCGAUCCCAAAUUCAAGUGGACCGGAUGUUGAAGGCUUUGAAACAAAGCACCGAAGCCCCUGAACUUGUCCGCGCGGCUAAGAAAUAUCUAAACGGGGUGCGUGGCAAUCUGGCACACGAGCAGAAGAAAAAGCUCGCCGCUCUGCACGGUCUCAGUCUUCCCGGCACGCCUGGGACUCCCGGGACUCCGGGCACUCCAGUCACCACUACCGCCAGUCCUGCCCCGGAUCCACGCCUACUAGCGGCACAAGGUCAACAAUCCAUGGGACAGACCCAGCAGCCUCCUCUUAGGGGAAACCAGGUCGAUCGCCAUUUCUAG
This is a messenger RNA of Aspergillus affinis, 4677 nucleotides long. RefSeq names its product putative chromatin remodeling complex subunit (Chd3). The transcript is spliced from 3 exons. The coding region runs from base 1 to 4677 and encodes 1558 amino acids. Gene Ontology annotation, cellular component: chromatin; nucleus. The record is from RefSeq and is a predicted model, not a curated record. Gene Ontology annotation, biological process: negative regulation of transcription by RNA polymerase II; chromatin remodeling. Gene Ontology annotation, molecular function: histone binding; ATP-dependent chromatin remodeler activity; ATP hydrolysis activity. Lineage: Eukaryota; Fungi; Ascomycota; Eurotiomycetes; Eurotiales; Aspergillaceae.